AUAGGUUGGUUUCGAUGCUGUUCGCAUUGUGUGUGUCCAAGCGGAAGCGAGAGCGUGAAGUGGUUGAUGAGUCUUUCAGAGCAUUAAUUUCGUGCUGGGUUGGAUCAUUUGUAUGCGAUCGUAGCGUUUGAAACUGGAUGAGGGAAGUGGGCCUUCUUUUGAACUGGGAGUUGGUUGGGGGAAAAUUUUCCAGAAUCACGAGUCUGGUGUUUGAGCUUCUCCUGAAUCGCACAGCCUCUGGUCUUGACCUUGCUGUCCGUUGAUACAAUGUCAUCACCUUUUAUCUUUGGGAUUCGCAAUUGUCUUGGAGUUGGUAAAACCCGUUGCUGGCAACUUCAACCUUUUAAAAUCCUUCCGGGAGAUGCAGGAAAUUAUAGACGUGGAAAAGAGUACCUCGUGCGUCCCUGUAUCCCGAGAUGGAUAGUAUUAUAAGUUGCUCAAAGAUUUCUGUAUCAUUUUCCAAUUUACCAACAAGGCGGCGACUUAUCACUCUCACUGGCAUGGAGUCCAGAAUAUUCUCCUAAAAUGCCGUAGUGGUAGAUGAACAUUGUGAAGCCUCGAUCGAAAUGGAGGCCGCACGCCUUACACAGGACGAAAUGGUUGCUCAGCUAUUGUCAAUGGGAUUUGAUUAUUAUUUGGCGCUGGAGGUAAUAAGCAACCCAAAUCUGGGCUCUCUUAAUGACAUGGUGGAUUUUUUAUUAACUGAAGGUUCGAGCCGCUAUGUGGAGUGUUGCCUAGGGAAACGUAAGAAUGUCUCCAACGAUUUGGAAGAGAUCGACAGAAAGAAUAUAGUCAACCCCAAUGAUGGGUCCUGCAAUCUAUGGCAUUUCAAAGAGGAGGUGAAAGAAAACAUCAGGGCAGCACGUUUUGUAUGUUCGAACGUAAAAGUGGAGCCUAUGGAAACUUCUUCGAUCCUGUGUAGGACAGACGCCAUGAAAACAUCAACAGAAUUUUGCGGUGAUGCAACGGAACAGAUGAGAGAAAAUGGUGGUACUAACAAUCAGGGGUUCUGGGUGCAAGAAGGUGCAUGGGGAGGGUUCAGUGACGAGGUUUUUGAUGAAGAAGAACCUCCUCUUCAUCAAAGUGAUGCAGCUGAGGAAAACAUCAUCACUCAUGUUGUUGUUCCAAGCGUACCGAGAAAGAAGUUGGUCAUCGGGCAUUCCUCUGAAGUAGUGUGUAAGGGGACAACGACUGCAAGAAGUCGAACAAGUGUUUUAGAGAAGUACAGCACAGAUAUUGCAUCAAAAGAAGCUGACAUGCAACGAGAAGAGAUGUUGAUCAGGUGUCAGAAAGCUAUGCGUGUCAAAGGAGAACUUGUGGAUGCUGAAUCAGCAGUGGACGUGAAACCCGUCAUAGAGAACAAGCAUGUUUUGAAUUUUGGAGGUAAACUGAAUCCAGCCGUUGACACAGGAUCUACGGGGGCUAAAGCUGAACCUUUGGAGACCGAAGAUGUGAAGCCACGAGGUUCGGAAUUACCCAGAAACCGUUGCAGAGAAGAACAGGAAAACUGUACUCAGGUGAAGAGAAAGCGAGGAUCUAUACUUGAUCCAGAUGGUCUAAGAGAGGGUGGUCCUUCCAAAACCUACAUACCUAGCAAGUUGAAAGGUGUUACCAUCCCUAAGGUCGAGGAUUGGGAGAAAGCAGCUGUUACAGCUUUACGGAGGUAUUUUGGCUAUCAGGAGCUAAAAAGUUUCCAACGAAUUGCAAUUGAAGCAUGGGCCGAUAAUCGUGACUGCUUCGUUCUUGCUGCUACCGGCUCUGGGAAGUCAUUAUGCUUUCAGCUCCCAGCGUUGAUGACCGGGAAGGUAGUUGUAGUGGUUUCCCCACUUAUCAGCCUUAUGCACGACCAGUGCUUACAGCUAGCGCGGCAAGGUGUGUCUGCUUGCUUUCUUGGAUCUGGCCAAGUUGACAAGACAAUUGAGCUUAAAGCCAUGGCUGGAAUUUAUAACAUUGUCUACGUCUGCCCGGAAACUCUUCCAAGGUGUGUGGGCAGGCUGGAAAGUUGUUUGCAGAGCCUUGCUCGGGGUAAAGGCAUUGCUCUCUUUGCAGUGGACGAGGCACACUGCAUUUCCAAAUGGGGUCACGACUUUCGUCCAACCUACAGGCAGUUAUCUAUGCUGAGGGAUAAAUUUAAGGUCGGCGUCAUUCCGGGACUGAAUCAACAGAUACCCAUAAUGGCUCUGACUGCCACCGCAACUCCUUUUGUGCGGGAGGAUAUCCUAAACUCCUUAGGAAUAGCUGCUGGAAAUCCAAGAAUUGUGCUCACUACCUUUUUCAGACCUAAUCUUUACUUUUCUGUAAACCACAGUAAAACAACAAAGGUAACAUCAUAUGAAAAUGAUUUUGCAUCUCUUAUCAAUCUCUACACCAGGAACGGCGAUAGAUGUCAGCGAGUAGCUUCGACAUCAAAAACAAGUUUGCGCAAAGAGAGUAACAGAGUAAGCUCAAAGGAUGAUAACUACAAUCUGAGAAUGGGUCUUACUGAUCUAAUGGACAGUACACAAAGUAAUGAAUGGCUUAAUGCUAAUAAAAACAAGGUCCUUGGAAGAAAUUUGACUCAUAACGAUGGCAUAGAGGAUUUAGUUAUCUUGUCUGACGACUACGAAGACGACGACGAAGACGACGAAGACGACGACGAUGACGACGACGACGACGAUGAUGAUUAUUCAAGUGCGGAGGGUGAUGCAAUUAAGGACAAUGACUGUGAUGGUUCUCGUCUAACAACUCAGUUCUUGGAGGACGAAGACGAGAGACUUGGCGGUGAUUGUUUUGUUGAGUGUGGAGAAUUUAGAGGUCGUGCUGCUGCACUUAGGGAUUCUGCUGGUCAAGACAAUGGAAAGGCAACAGAACUGGGGGAAGGCCCCACCAUUGUUUACAUGCCUACAAGAAAGGAAACUGAGACUCUUGCAAAGUUUCUUUGCAGACAUGGUGUCAAAGCUGCUGCUUAUCAUGCUAAGUUACCUAGGACCCAUUUGAGACAAGUACACGAGGGAUUUCAUGGAGAUAAUUUGCAGGUUGUUGUUGCUACUAUUGCAUUUGGAAUGGGAAUCGACAAGCCAAAUGUGAGACGUGUGAUCCAUUAUGGCUGGCCUCAGAGUUUGGAAGCAUACUACCAAGAGGCAGGUCGAGCUGGUAGAGAUGGUGCUCGUUCAGAUUGUGAACUAUUUGUUGACAUGACUGUUCUGCCUUCAUUGCUGCCCAGCCGCCGAGAUCCUGCACAAACGAAGCAUUCACUUGAAAUGCUCUCGCAAUGUUUCAGGUAUGCCAUUCAACAAGAUUGCUGCAGAGUGCAUACGAUACUUAAAUACUUCGGUGAAGUUCUUGAGGGUGGUCUAUGCAACAUGUGUGAUGUAUGCCUCAAGGGUCCACCACCUGCUCAAAAUCUGACUAGAGAAGCCGUGCUGCUACUGACAGCAAUUGCUGCCUCUCAGACGGGAGGUACUGCCUUAGGAGCUAGUGUGCAACCAAGAGAGAGAGCACCAAGAGGAAAAGGGAUGACAGGCAGGGCAGGACGAGCAGGAAGGACAAGUAGUACUUCAUCAGUAGCACCUAAAGGACUGUCUAUAAAAGACAUUGUGGAACAAUUGGAAAAACAGGAUCCAUCGAAGGAUAGAUUAUGGUGGAGGGGCUUUGUUCGUAUACUGGCUGACCGUGGAUUUAUCCAGAAUGCCGCGUCAACAGCCACAAAUAAAUUGGUAGUGCCCACAAUUAAAUACCCUCUCCUCACUCCCAAGGGACUUGAGCUCCUACGAACACCCAACAUAACAAUAGCUUCACAACAUGUACAUCGUCUUUUGGUUUACUUAGAAGGUGACAUGAUUCAAGCUUCGAAAAUGCCAAGGAACCAUAGAACGUCAGAAGAAUCGAGGGAAUGGGGAAGAGGAUGGGCUGACCCGGAGAUACGGCGGCAGCGUCUCAGCAAGCGUGGCAGGGGUCGGAGUCGUAGGAGGGGUAAGUCUCGACAGAGGCAGCCAAAAGCUGACUCUACGACUGUGCGGAGUCGUCUUGCAAAUAAGUUGGGUCUCAAGAGAUGAAUAUAGAGCACUCAUUUAGUGGUAUCUUCAUGCAUUUGUGAAGCUAUUCGGACUGGCAUACCCCGAGCUUUCGCAACUGUUCACUUGAUCCUUAAGGUCUGAACAAAAAAUAUUCUGGUUUGGAUAUUAGAGACCCCCAAGGAAAAUAUUUCGGAUGUUAUUAGAGUAUCCGAAUAAUGUUUCUAUUGCGUCUCCAACACAACCAAUAGGAGGAAAUAUGACCUUAUUCAGCCGUAAAAUUUAACUAUCAUAUGUUUCUUAAGAUUCAAGGAAAAGAAGUCUUCCAAGAUUGUGUAAAGAAACACAAAAGACUCAA
This is a messenger RNA of Physcomitrium patens, 4350 nucleotides long. The record is from RefSeq and is a predicted model, not a curated record. Lineage: Eukaryota; Viridiplantae; Streptophyta; Bryopsida; Funariales; Funariaceae.